GAUGCCACUAACAUUGGACCUCGGCCAAAUGGACAUCUGUAUGUAUUGUAAAUAAUUGUUAGUAUUGGUUUUAAAAAUCCACACUACUGUAAAUCAGUCGUGACAUUGAUUAAGAUAGCUACAUACAACUUGUGACAAACGCUGAGCCGAAGCGACAACUGGACCUGAACUUUGACCUCGAUAUCAACUAUUAUACAAUUGUGUCAUAGGUCAUUGACAACACUGUAUAUAGCCGGGUAUGGUAGCCAUGUAGUGUACGCUGAGAGGAGACUAGUGUUCGAUUAUAAUGGAGAAAUACCUGGAAUCAGACAUACACACACUUAACACUAUCACCUAUUCCAUCUUCGGAUUCUCUGGAUUCGUCGCCAUUUCACAGUUUUUCCAGACUUCCGGUGCGUCGUACGGCCGUUACGUCCGGUCAGGGUAUGGCUGUUACAUAAACUCGAGGUUGGCUUGGUUCGUCUGGGAACUUCCGUCCAUCGUGAUCCCAAUUGUACUGUUUGUAUUUACAAAUUCGCCGAGAAUAGGGGAAACACCGAACCGAAUACUGUUUGGUUGCUUUAUGUUACAUUAUAUACACAGAUCUCUGAUCUAUCCGUUAUUGAUAAGGGGAGGUAAGCCCGCCUCUCUGUUGACGUUUGUAUUUGCUGUGCUCUUUUGUGUAUUCAAUGGAUACCUACAGGCGGCGUAUCUCCUACACCACGCCGAUUUCGGGGAGGAAUGGCACAGGGAUCCAAUAUUCUUCCUUGGUUUAUUUAUAUUUUUCUUCGGACUGUUUGUAAAUAUUCAAUCUGACCACAUAUUGAGAACUUUGAGAAAUCCAGGAGAAACAGGAUAUAAAAUUCCCCGAGGUGGAAUGUUUACGUAUAUAUCCGGAGCAAACUUUUUCGGUGAGAUCAUGGAGUGGUUUGGUUUUGCCUUGGCUAACGGAACUUUACCAGCCAUAGCUUUCUUCUUCUCUACCACAGCUUCUAUAGCACCCCGAGCUUUCCAACAUCACAGGUGGUAUAAGGAGAAAUUUGAGGAUUAUCCUAAGGAAAGGAAAGCUCUUAUCCCACUGGUUUUAUGAACAAAUAAAAAUGUCACAUCACAUUUCA
Messenger RNA from Pecten maximus, 1097 nucleotides. Its product is annotated as 3-oxo-5-alpha-steroid 4-dehydrogenase 1-like. The transcript is spliced from 5 exons. Gene Ontology annotation, molecular function: 3-oxo-5-alpha-steroid 4-dehydrogenase activity. The record is from RefSeq and is a predicted model, not a curated record. Gene Ontology annotation, biological process: steroid biosynthetic process. Gene Ontology annotation, cellular component: membrane. Lineage: Eukaryota; Metazoa; Mollusca; Bivalvia; Pectinida; Pectinidae. The coding region runs from base 287 to 1069 and encodes 260 amino acids.